GAACUGUGAAGGCUAGCAGUUUCCUCUGUCACAAUUCCUUGUCGCAACCCACUCUCUCCCUCCCCCCUUCAAUAAACAGCUAUAUAUUCCUUAUAUAUAUAGAUAUCUCUGCUUAGCUUCCAUCAACUCAUAUUCUAUAUAAGCAUAUAAGGAACUUUAUGCAUUUCAGUUCUCUCUUAUCUUUUAUUUUCAGUUUUUCACCUUAAAAUAUAAUUAAAUUUGAUUUGUUUGGAAUUACUACUAGCUAGUUUCUCUGAGAAUCAAAAAUGAAGAAGAGAAGCAUGAGUAGCAAUUCACGGUCGAAAAUAGAUCGAAAGACGGUGGAGAAGAACAGAAGGAUUCACAUGAAAGGUCUAUGCUUCAAGCUUGCUGCUCUCAUUCCACAUCACUACCUCAAAUCCUCCGAUAAGGACAUGCUAUCACAACAAGAUCAACUUGAUCAUGCUACCUCUUACAUAAGACAUCUAAGAGAAAGAGUAGAGAGACUGAAUGACAGAAAGGAACGAGCGACGAGGUCGAAAACAGAAAACAAUUUAACGGAGGAUCAUAAUAACAUGAUGAUUGGGAUUGGAUCAACCUCAACAAUACCAACAUUUGAAUUAAGGGAAUUGGGUUCUAUCAUAGAAGUGAUAUUGAUAAGUGGGGUUAUCAGGAACUUCAUGCUCUAUGAAGUUGUUAGUAUUCUUGAACAAGAAGGGGCAGAGGUUGUUAGUGCUAGCUUUACAACUGUUGGUGAUAAGGUCUUUCAGACAAUCCAUGCUCAGGUUAGGAUUCCUAGGCUUGGAGUGGAGAUUUCAAGAGUCAACCAGAGACUGCAAGACCUGAUUUACUGAUCAAAGCUGUUGUAGAUUUGAUGAUCAUCAAGAUCUCCAUGGAAAUGAGAACAAUUUAUUUGCUGUGCUGGACACUGGAUGCUGAGUGAGCAUAUAUAUAUAUAUAUAGAGAGAGAGAGAGAGAGAGAGAGAGAGAUUGUAGUAUACUGCAUGGGAAUAGUAUAUAUAUUUGGAACACCUCGUCCUAUUCUGCAACUCAUUUUUCUCCUUUUUUUGCCCCAUAUUAUAAGCAGUCUCUGUGGGGUUUGGGUUUAUUUGCUGGGUUACUGUACUUAUUUGUUUGAGCCUAUGGCUUGUCUUCUAUGGCUUGUUAAAGCCUUCUAUCAAUAAUAUACCAUGAUUUAUCAAAAAAAA
Molecule: messenger RNA, 1187 nt
Organism: Tripterygium wilfordii
Lineage: Eukaryota; Viridiplantae; Streptophyta; Magnoliopsida; Celastrales; Celastraceae
Product: transcription factor bHLH162-like
Exons: 3
Coding region: 267-833 (188 amino acids)
Biological process (GO): regulation of transcription by RNA polymerase II
Cellular component (GO): RNA polymerase II transcription regulator complex
Molecular function (GO): RNA polymerase II transcription regulatory region sequence-specific DNA binding; DNA-binding transcription factor activity, RNA polymerase II-specific; protein dimerization activity
Source: RefSeq, a predicted model, not a curated record